UCAAACCAAUGUGUUGACCAAAGUUAAAAGAAUGGACGAGUGUGAAAAGAGACAGGAACAUCAACCAGCUCAGAGAAGUGAAAAUGGAGCCGAUGCAACAGAGUCACCACAAACAACAACAAGACUGAAGAAGUUUAAGAAUCUAAUACAGAUAAAGAGAAACCAGAGGGAUGCUCCAACUGUGAAAACAACAUCAGAGAAGGACGAUAAUUUGGCAGAUGUGGUGACUAACGACCCAGUGUUCGCCUGUAUGGGCCUGAGCAAAAGAUCCGAAAAGAUGUCAUAUCACUCAGCACCAUCGCCUCAUCAGCAGCGAGCCAAAGGUGUCCACGAAGAUUCCGAGCAGGAAAGUGUUUGUAGCUUUGCGGCUGGAAAUUAUCCAUGGUGCCCAGUAGAUUUUCCACACUCCUGGACGCCGUCCCACCACACCUGGCAGGAGUCUCAGCAUGAAGCGUGGCUGUGCAGUGGCCCUUUGUCACUGGAAAUGGACAAAAAACACUUAGAUCUGUCAGCGCCACGACUGAUCCGCUCCAUCACAGAUCUGUACCUCUCACAAAACACAGUAAGAUACACUCGUGAAAGCCUGAACAGCCUGGAUGUGGCCCAAAGCUCUUCAAGUGGUGUCACCAGUGGAUCAGAAUGUUCCAGUAACAGAAGCAGCCUGAAGCUGGUGGAGGAGCAACUUUCAUACAAGAGACAGUUCUGUGGCAGAGCCAGAGUCCACACGGACUUUGUGCCGAGUCCAUACGACACAGAGUCCCUCACACUCAAGGUGGGCGAUGUGAUUGACAUCCUAGCCAAACCACAUGUGGGAAUAUGGACCGGAAUGCUGAAUGGUAGAAUAGGGAAUUUUAAAUUCAUCUAUGUGGAUGUGCUAACAGAGCUCAGUGCAGAGACAGAUAAGGACACCUGCAGAGUCAGUCGAGAAUCCACACAAGCAACCCUACUGGAAGCUUUAAAGAGGCUCCGUUUGGAGGAGCACUGCUCAUCUCUGCGGCUGCACGGGUACCAAACAGUGGAGGACUCAAUGCUGCUGAGGGAGGAGCACCUGACGGAGCUGAAUGUGACUGAUCCAGAACACAGGUUCCAGCUGAUGGCCGCCGUCAACUCCCUGCAGCAUCAGCAGCAGCAUCAGCAGCACUCUGAUCAUCUGCUGCAGAAUGAAGCUGAUCAGGUGUCUGAGACACUUGGCGAGAACACAAAGACUGACACGAACUGCCCACGAGACUCUGGCUGCCACAUGCAGUCUGACAGUCCUGACAGCAGCUUUCUCUGCACGCCAGAUCUGUCACAUCAGAUUACAACUUCAGGAAAUUAA
This is a messenger RNA of Thalassophryne amazonica, 1318 nucleotides long. RefSeq names its product SAM domain, SH3 domain and nuclear localisation signals 1b (gene samsn1b). Lineage: Eukaryota; Metazoa; Chordata; Actinopteri; Batrachoidiformes; Batrachoididae. The transcript has 8 exons. Bases 32 to 1318 code for a protein of 428 amino acids. Gene Ontology annotation, molecular function: protein binding. The record is from RefSeq and is a predicted model, not a curated record.